UUCUGGUCACUUCCCACCGCCCCUCACAUCUCCCCUCUGUUACCCAUUCUCCCAUGGUCGCCCCUGCUCUUCAUCCCGUUCAUGGUCGAAUCCGGUCGCGGGGGCAUCUGUCGGAGGCGGACGCGGAGGCGCGGGACUUGCAAGCCCAUGCUCUUCCCUGCUCCUUCCUCAAAUCCGGUUGCCGAAGUGACCGAGGAGGCGCUCGAGUUCGGUAUGCUCGUUCGGGGACGCCGCCCCCUCCCUCUCCUCUUGAUGCCGCUACCGUCACCGUCGCCGCAAUGAGUCUCUCCACCAUCUCCCGCGUGCUCGCUUGCUCGUCCCGUCCUCUAGGAUUAUCUGCUCAAGGUCCAUGGCAUGUCCGCGGCCGUCGCUGCUGCCCGGCUGUGAGUUCGCCGGGAUGUGUCUCAUGCGUUGCUACCUGACGUCUACUCUUGGGAGCCGGGCUUCGUCGGCCAAUGGGGCCGGCAAGGUCCGAGACUGGAGAUUCCUGCUCGCCAACUCGCAGUCCCGGCGGCUGUUCUCUUACCAGUCGAAAAAGAAUUUCCUGAAGGAGAAGAAGGAGGUCCUGAAAGGGGAUGGGAGCAACAAGUCUGAAUCAAAGGUUGACAAUAAGACUAUAGAAACCACCAAGAGUACCACCAGCAUGUAAACACCACGCUGCAAAACUUUCUUCCAAAGCUAUCUCUGCAUCAGGAACUUCCUUGGAUCCAUCGCAUCCUCGUCAGACAGAAGCUGAGGAAACAACUAAGCCAGAAUUAGAAGAAUUUAAUUGAAUAUGUGGCAAGGCAUGGAUUAUUGGGAAUGGCAGAAAAGGUAAUACGAUCAAAAAAUACAUGAAACACACCUGUGUU
Triticum dicoccoides is the source of this 851-nucleotide messenger RNA. Its product is annotated as ATP-dependent zinc metalloprotease FTSH 3, mitochondrial-like. The record is from RefSeq and is a predicted model, not a curated record. Bases 350 to 649 code for a protein of 99 amino acids. Lineage: Eukaryota; Viridiplantae; Streptophyta; Magnoliopsida; Poales; Poaceae. The transcript has 4 exons.